CAUCCGGAUAACAGAGACAAACUUGGCUGCCAGCGGAUGAACUGGUUGGGUCUUUGUUCUUCACAGCCAGACUAUCAACUGUUUUAUAUAUUUGCGCAUCUUCACUUAUAUGCCUCAAAUCUAUAUAAAUAUUAUAUAAAAUACUCUUUACCUGAGCUCAUAGCUUCAGUACAGGCGUAUACUUUUUUGUGCUAGCAUUCUUCUCCCCACUGACAAGGUUUCAUUGGACCAAGAUAGGCGGCGCGGGCACCAAGAUGUCGAACCGGAUGGUGUGCAGAGAAGCGAGCCACGCCGGCAGCUGGUACACCGCCUCAGGAUCCCAACUUAACUCACAACUUGAGGGCUGGUUAUCUCAAGCACAAUCUACAGCGGGUCCAGCUAGAGCCAUAAUAGCACCGCAUGCUGGCUACACUUACUGUGGUGCAUGCGCCGCUCAUGCUUACAAGCAGGUGGACCCCUCUAUAACUCGGAGGGUGUUUAUUCUCGGUCCCUCUCACCAUGUGCCACUGUCCCGCUGUGCCCUCUCCCCCGCCGAGGUCUACAGAACGCCACUGUACGACCUGAGGAUCGACCAGAAGGUUUAUGCUGAUCUGUGGAAAACGGGCAUGUUUGAGAGGAUGAGUCUGCAAACAGAUGAAGAUGAACACAGCAUUGAGAUGCACCUGCCUUACACUGCUAAAGCCAUGGAGAGCCAUAAAGAUGAUUUCAGCAUCGUCCCUGUGCUAGUGGGAGCUUUGAGUGAGUCUAAAGAGCAGGAAUACGGCAAGCUGCUAAGCAAAUACCUGGCUGACCCUUCCAAUCUCUUCAUUAUCUCCUCUGACUUCUGCCACUGGGGUCAACGUUUUCGUUACACCUACUACGAUGAAGGUCAAGGAGAAAUUUACAGAUCUAUCGAGCACCUUGACAAAAUGGGAAUGGGAAUUAUAGAACAGUUGGACCCCAUCUCCUUUAGCAAUUAUUUGAAGAAAUAUCAUAAUACUAUUUGUGGUCGCCAUCCCAUCGGUGUUCUUCUAAAUGCUGUGGCGGAACUGAAAAAGAGUGGCGUAGACAUGAACCUCUCUUUUCUAAACUAUGCACAGUCGAGCCAGUGCCGAAACUGGUCGGACAGCUCAGUGAGUUACGCUGCUGGUGCGCUCGUCGUUCAUUGAGGUGAACUCUCCCGGAAACCAUGGAAGCCUCAUAGAAGAACCCAGAAUCCUGCCCCACCACUCUGCCCCGUUCUUGAACGUAUAUUCUCAAACCCAUCUCACUAACUCACUGCCUUGUUGCUUGAAGCUUGUUGCUGCUGGGAUCCUCAUAUAUACCUUGAGUCCAGAUGUAACAAGUUACUAACCUCUUCUACCUUUCCCUGUACCCUAUUUUUCCACGUGAGGCAACAUGGAUUAUGCUAUAGAUUGAAGUGCAGUCAGUUUUUGGGUGUUGCAAGGUCAGAUUUUUGGUUGUGUUUGCUUUGUUAUGUGGCGGUCUUAAUGAGGCAUUAGAAUAUGCUCUUGACCCUCCAAGGAUUUUAGGUGUCCAGCGAGCCCUUGUAUAAUUUAAAAGAAAGACCUUACGAUUUACAAUGUUUGAAUAAAAGUAAAAAAAACAUACAUAAUGAUAUUGCACUCUUUAUGCAAGUCUGCAUAUAUAAUCUACAUUAAACGUUUCACGCCGAAUGAUAAAGUAAUGAGAAAAAUUUAUUUAGUGACAGACUGCAACAUGCUAUGUCCAUGUGCACCUUGAGAAUUGUAGUAAUAGCUACUGCAUUGGUCCUUCAUAAGCCUACUGUUAUUAACAAAAGGGCUACACAAUACCCACUAACCCACCACUGUACCAGAUAUACCAAAAAAUAUAUAUUUUUGUUCUUUUGUUAAGCUUAUCUUUUAUUGUAGUCAAAUUAAAGUAUUUUCUCUGAUUCUUAGAUUUUGUUCUGUUUCAUUUUUCCCUUUAUUGUUACCGCUAUUUUCGUAUUUUUUUGUAUACUGUUAAAUGCUGUUAUUUAACCUUUAAAUUAUCUUUAUUAUGCUUUUGUUUGACAUAUAAUCACAAACUGUGUGGAAGCAUAACAGUGUAUACAGUGUCCUGAAAGUGCAAUACAAGUUAAAGGGAUAGUUCACCCAAAAAUGAAAAUGUUCUCAUCAUUUUCUCGCUCUCAUGCCAUCCCAGAUGUGAAGGAGUUUCUUUUUUCUGCUGAACACAAA
Molecule: messenger RNA, 2180 nt
Organism: Xyrauchen texanus (razorback sucker)
Lineage: Eukaryota; Metazoa; Chordata; Actinopteri; Cypriniformes; Catostomidae
Product: protein MEMO1-like
Exons: 9
Coding region: 255-1148 (297 amino acids)
Source: RefSeq, a predicted model, not a curated record